Molecule: messenger RNA, 1080 nt
Organism: Trichophyton rubrum CBS 118892
Lineage: Eukaryota; Fungi; Ascomycota; Eurotiomycetes; Onygenales; Arthrodermataceae
Exons: 2
Coding region: 394-1080 (228 amino acids)
Biological process (GO): chromosome segregation
Cellular component (GO): MIS12/MIND type complex
Source: RefSeq, a predicted model, not a curated record
CUCUUUGGGAUAAAUAAUUUGAUUUUUCUAUUCUUAAUUCAUGAGUUUAUGUGCUUUUUGUUCACCAUGACGUUGAAUGUCUUUGAAAGUAAAGUCUCCUUCAAGCCCAUUUUCGGGAGCCGUCUUUAACGAAAUCGCCUAUCUUCGGGUCAUUGUCUCUUCUAGAUAGCCAACAAUGGACUAAUACACCGAAUUCUCCCCAAUCAAUUCUCUAUUUGCCCCAAUUUACACACUCCGGCCAUCCCUCUCAUCUUCUUUUCUUCCUUCUCGUCGGCAAUCUAUAUAUGCACGUGACUUCGCGUUCGAAAUUGCCCAACUUUUUCGACUUCAAAUCCAGCAACAACAACGACAACAACCAGAUUAUCAACUGCUACGACUGCAAUUAACGGCGCAAUGGCAGCGCCAACGUCCAAUUCAGACCCUACAAGCACCGCCCAACAGAUUGAACCCCAGGGACCGUCGCCCUCGCCGCCACCCGCCGCGCCCGUCCCGCUGACCCCUGGCCCACGCGCCUCGCGACUGCAACAGGUCUUCUCCCAGGCGCUGCUACACACCAUCCGCACAAACUCCUAUGCCAACUUCUCUGCUUGCUUUCCGACGCCAGCUAAGCAUGUUCCGCGCAGUCUGGAGUCGGUGUGGAGACAGUUGAACGCGAAGCUGGAGGAGAGUGCGAGGGCAGAGUUUGAUGACAUCCUGCAUGAGAGAAAAGUGGUUAGGGGAUUGAACGAGCUGGACAGGCUUGUGGGAGAGGCCAAGUUGCGCAGAGAGAACGGCGAAGGGGCCAACAGCGUGCCGGCGCAUACUUUGACGGCGAAAGAGCUCUACCAGGCGCAUCUAGCACCGAUUCUAGCAAAAGCGCAGUCGUCUCUGGAAACUCAGACGCAAGAAGUGCAGAAAAAGAAUACUGAGCUUGCAUCGAGGAUCGAGUCUCAAAGACAAGAGAUCCAGCAGCUUCUCGCUACUCUCGAGGCCGUCGUCGGAGAUAUACAAGGUGCAGUGAAGUCAAUGGACGAGUUCGAUGAAGACAACAUCCUACGAAAAGAAGCAGAGCAAAUGGACGAAGAGAUACGGUCUUCGUAG